Danaus plexippus (monarch butterfly) is the source of this 3664-nucleotide messenger RNA. Its product is annotated as DIS3-like exonuclease 2. The coding region runs from base 168 to 3059 and encodes 963 amino acids. The transcript has 3 exons. Gene Ontology annotation, molecular function: RNA binding; 3'-5'-RNA exonuclease activity. Gene Ontology annotation, cellular component: exosome (RNase complex); P-body. The record is from RefSeq and is a predicted model, not a curated record. Gene Ontology annotation, biological process: mRNA catabolic process; miRNA catabolic process. Lineage: Eukaryota; Metazoa; Arthropoda; Insecta; Lepidoptera; Nymphalidae.
CAGUUAAUGCUUUGUUGCAAACAUGUAGCAUAACACAAAUAAGUUGCGUUUAAUUAUUAUCAAUAUUUAUACUUUCUAUUGUCUUGAGAUAGCGAUUUUUUGUUGCGUCAAAUUUCUCAAAUUAUGUUCGUGUAAAGUAAUUCAAUAACAUUUCAUUCAUUACCACUAUGUCUAAACCAGUGACCAAUCCAAAGAUUCAAAAUAAAAAUGAAUCCUCCACGUCACAAUCGACGACGCUUCAAGAAUCGCAUUGCAACAAAGCUCCUCAGGAUGAAGCUGCAGCUUCCACUUCUCGCUGCAAUAUGGACAAAGCCAUAGUAGAUGGUAUUUCACAACAAUGUGAGAAAAUUUGUAUUAACGAUGAAAGAGUUCAAAAUGUUUUUCAAAAUUCUAGCGCGAAUUUUGUUAAAAAGAAAAACGCAAAGAAAAAAGAAAAGUUGAAAGACUUGCAUAUACAAAUGCCUUCAGUUAAUGCAUGUUCGCCUCCAACCGUUCAAACUGCACCUCCAGCCUACUCACACGAUGGCGGCAAUUCAGUUCACGAGUAUUUUAAUAAACAUGUCACACAGCUAUAUGCGAAUACAAGUGCACGAUAUCUAGAGAAUCUCAUCCACCAUCCACAAUAUCAUUUAAUGUAUAGUAUGCGUUUGAGAGAAAUGUUUCAAUUUCAAAACAGCCAAUUUUUUGGAAGUGUCCCAAAUACACCUUCACGACCAAAUACUCUUGGGCACUACUUACACAAUGCAAUGCAACACCCUCUUUUGUCGAAGGAAUAUUUAAAUCAUGUCCAUACAAACCAGAAUCAAAAUGCAUUUCACAGAGCACCUGAAAAGGCAAGUACAAAUAUAAAUAUUAAAAAAGAAAUAAAUAAUUCACCAAAACAGAAUAAAAAACAGAAGAAAGAUCAAAAUGGGGCCGACAAAGUAUUUGAUGCCUAUUUGUGUAAAGAGGAAGUGAUGGAAGGAUUAAAAAAUAACAGUUUAAUUGAAGGUGUAUUGAAAAUAAACCCAAAACAAUUCCAAAAUUCAUAUGUGUCAAGUAUGGAUCGGAAUGAACAGGAUAUUCUUAUAGAAGGUGUGAAAAAUAGGAACCGGGCAUUAGAAGGUGAUAUUGUUGUUGUACAAUUUAUUGAGAGUGAUGAUGAGGAUAGUGAAAAGCAUAAUAAUUCUGAUAGCAGUAGUAAACAAAGAAAGGGAAGAGUUGUAUUUAUCAAAGAGAAAGUACACACAAGAAAAUGUAUUGGUUAUUUAAAACUGAUGCCCGAUAAGAAUAGACAAAGAGCGCUCUUUGUCCCUAGAGACUAUAGAAUACCAAGACUUAAUAUACCGUUUACAAGUUGGCCAGAUAAUUUUUACCACGAAUCAAAGAGUUAUGAAAACACACUCUUCCUUGCUAGUAUUUUUGAUUGGUUUGAUGUAAGGUUCGCACUUGGUAAACUAAUUUGUAAUAUUGGUCAGUCAGGAGAUAUGCAGACAGAAACGAAAGCAAUUUUAGCACAAAUGGAUUUAGAUAUCACACCGUUUGGUGAAGAUGUCCGGCAUUUAUUUCCACGCUUGGAUUUCAUUAUACCAGAAGAAGAAAUUAGAUCUAGAGAAGAUUGCAGACAUUUAUGCAUUUUUAGUAUAGAUCCGAUAAAUACCCGUGACAUAGAUGAUGCUGUGUCAUGCAGGAAACUUGCCAAUGGAAACUACGAGAUAGGUGUUCAUAUAUCCGAUGUUUCUUACUUUCUGCAUGAAGGCACUUUAUUGGAUGAAAAAGUCUCUGAAAAGGCGACAACUAUUUAUAUGGUUGAAAGGGCUUAUCACAUGUUACCGGAUGAGCUAUGUAUGUUAUGUUCCCUGUUUCCAGGCAUUGAUAAACUCGCUUUUUCUGUGUUUUGGGAAAUAACUGAUGAUGGUAUUGUUUUGAAUCAUAGAUUUUCCAGGACUGUUAUCCAUUCGUGUUGUCAAUUAGCAUAUGACCAUGCACAAGCUGUGCUGGAUGAAAAAGAGGAUGCGGAGAAGUCGUUUCCCGAAAUUUAUAAUGGAUUUACUUACAAAGACAUUUCUGAAACUAUAAAGGUACUUGGAAAAAUAUCAGCAAUAUUUAGAAGGAGACGCUUUGAUAAUGGUGCUUUACGUAUCGAUCAGCCUAAGAUUGCAUUUCAUUUAAGUGCAGCUAACGGGCUGCCUGAUUCUUAUUGGAUAUACGAAAGCAGGGAAAGCCAUCAGCUGAUAGAAGAAUUUAUGUUACUUGCUAAUAUGACAGUUGCAAAGAGAAUUCACGAUGACCACCCAAAAUUAGCAUUUUUAAGGUGUCAUCCAGCACCUAGCAAUUAUUUGUUAAAACAACUUGAAAAAUCCCUAAAACCGUUGGGUAUCGAUAUUGAUAUUUCAUCAGCGGGCAAUCUUCAUAGAUCCCUGACAGAUUAUUUAGAUCAAAACAGCUUAGAUAAAGGGAAAGCAAUGGUUCUUAGCAUGUUGUGCACGAAACCGAUGACGAGAGCAAAGUAUUUUUGUGCAGCCUCAUGCGUGGAUGACGAUUUCCAUCACUAUGCUCUUAAUGUUCCAUUGUAUACUCACUUCACUAGUCCAAUACGGCGCUACGCAGAUAUCAUGGUUCAUAGGCUGUUAUCAGCAAGCCUUAACUACAGCAAAGUUCCUGCUUGGGAAGUUGAUAAGGUCAGAAUGGUGGCUGCCAAUUGUAACAAACAGAAGUACAAUGCUAAGAGAGCCGGUGAAAUGUCCACCGAGCUUUACACUUUGAAGUACAUAGAAAUUAACUCGCCAGUUACAGCAGAAGCCGUUGUUGUUGAUGUCAAGGAAAAAUAUAUUGAUGUUAUAAUAACGGCGAUGGGUUUAAAUCGACGCAUUUUCUUCAAUAACGAUUUCCCAGGUGAAUUCCUUUGUGUUAAAAACGAUGCAGGCGUAAGACUUUCCAAAAUGGAGUUGACGUGGAACGAAACAGACACUCUGCCUUCCGUUAAACAAGUUAUUGAAGUAUUUUCCUUACUACAAGUAGAAUUGUACAAAGGGGAUGACAUGUUGAAAGUAGAGACGAAGCUUGUAAGGCCGAAAUGAUAAUUCCUAGUCAAUUAAAAAACAAAAGGCAUAAUUUACUAGAAUUUUAUACAUUAUUUGACAACUAUUUUUUUAAUAUUAUAUUUUUUAUUUUGUAAUUUUGAACUGACAAGGACAUAAAAAAAAAACUACAUUUUAUAUUAUUUUUGACUUAUUAAAUAAUUAUUAUAUUCUUGCAUAAGCAUGACUUUUUUAUGUGUUUGGUACAGUAUUUAUUAGCGCAAGGCAUAUCAUAUUAUAACGGAUAUGACAUUUUAAUUUUAAUAAAUUAAAUCAGAAAAUAAAAAAAAAAAAACUUUUUAUAUACUUUACUAAAAUUUUUGGAUUCUUCUAAUACGUAGUGUAAUCAAAAAUGUUCUAUGUUCAAAAAGGAUUUUAUAAACUAUGUAGUUUGUAUACAUUUAAGAUUUAUUGAUAUCUGAAUGUAUUUUUUUAUGUGUUUAUAUGAAUCACAUGGCUAUUGACUGUAAAUACAAUUGAUGUUAGAAAAUUUUCAUGCUCCUUUAUGUACAAGUAGUGUAGUUUAAGUUAGUACGCUCAAACUGAAAUGUUUGACGAUAAUUUUUUGCCUACCGGGCAGUAAAUAUAGAUACAAUGAUAGCAAA